Eupeodes corollae is the source of this 1528-nucleotide messenger RNA. RefSeq lists its product as uncharacterized. NCBI's taxonomy places the organism in Eukaryota, Metazoa, Arthropoda, Insecta, Diptera, Syrphidae. The transcript has 2 exons. The record is from RefSeq and is a predicted model, not a curated record. Bases 289 to 978 code for a protein of 229 amino acids.
CUUCCGUCGUCGUCUUCGGUCGUUGGUUUCGUUAGCGUUCUCCAUCUCCAUUUCUGAUUUUUUCUUAUCUGUCAAUGAGAAAAACCAAAAAUAAAAAAAGAACUGAAGCUGAAGAGACAGCAGAUUGUUUAUAACUUUUUUUUCUAUAUACAAAUCUCAAUAAAAUUACAAUUUAAUAAUUUAGUUAACUGUAUUUUAUAAUAUUUAAUUGAAUAAACUGAAAACCCUGAAAAUUGAUUAUUAAAACAUAGAAAAAAAAACACUUUGUUAUUUGCAUUAUUCCCAAAGAUGAAAUAUAUAACGACAUCAGAAGAUGACUUCUCUUGUAACGAGGGCAUAACCGAUCCACCCAGCGACAAUUCGAACCAUGAAACUCUCGAGUCUAUAACUAUCGACGAUGACGACGAGGAUGGCAAUGAAAAUGAGGCCAGUCUCGAGUCCAGCUUGGAUGAGAGCGCUCGAACAUCCAAGCAACUAAGAAAAGCCUGUCGCAAUAGUGGCCAAGCCUAUGUGACCAGCGCUGGCAAACUCGUGCCUGCCAAGAAGGUGGUUCCUCUCACUGAAUGCCGUGCCAAAUGCAACACCAGAUUCACCUUCGAAAUGCAACAAGCCAUCUUCAAUGAAUACUGGUCCCUGGGAACCUACGAGAAACGAGCCGAAUAUGUUGCGUCCAUGAUAACAGUCAUCAAUAAGAAAUCCAAUCGUCCACGAAACUUAGACGCUGACAGGGAGAAAUUAAGAACAAAAACUUAUUCGUAUUGCCUGGAGUUAGGUGGCAAAGUACUACCCACAUGCAAGGGAUGUUUCCUAAAAACUCUCGACGAAUCCGAGGGUAUGGUUAAGACAGUUGCAACAAAAAUCCGAACCGGUCCAUCAGGUAGACAUCUGUGCAAUGAGAUGAUGCGAAGUAGCCACAGUCCUAGACAUGGAGAUGUUGAAAUUAUUUCUGCCAGGAGUACACUUCCAUUCUUUUGUUAGUAGGUAGUUUUUUUCUACUCCUGCAUAUCCUACACCGCCGCCGGAAAAGUACCUAGCUGUAGUUUUCUUUCUCUCUUUUUUCUUUUUUAAAUAGUUUUUAUUAUAACAUUGCCGUUCGAUUUAUUUAUUUCCAUUUAACAACAAGCACACAGCAACUAAUAAUCCUCAUUUAUAAAUAAUAAUUAUAUUUUAUUCAAAGAACUUUAUAUACUCAUAGUUUUUCAUUUUUUAAUUCUUGUGUACCUAUUUGAUUAUAUUAUGAACAUUUUAAAACAAUUUGUUGGGAAUAAGAAAUGAAUAAGAUUUGUAAUUUUUGAUCUUAAAAAAUAAAUUAGAUGUAUUUUAAGCAAUAUUAAAAAAACAAAACAACAACAAAAAUGCGUGUAAUAAUAAUAACAAGGGCGAACAUUUUAUAAAAUAGAAAAAUAAAUAAAAACUAAUUGACACUUUUUUGAAAAGCCUUUUGAACACGAAACAUUCGAAUACUAAAAAAAUUAUACCUACCCAUUAAUUGAAAAUUAAAAAGUAUUAAAGUACAUUUUAAAAAAAA